Messenger RNA from Gloeophyllum trabeum ATCC 11539, 532 nucleotides. RefSeq lists its product as uncharacterized. Lineage: Eukaryota; Fungi; Basidiomycota; Agaricomycetes; Gloeophyllales; Gloeophyllaceae. The record is from RefSeq and is a predicted model, not a curated record. The transcript has a single exon. The coding region runs from base 16 to 519 and encodes 167 amino acids.
AAGGUCUACAAGUAUAUGAAUACCAAGGAGGAGCUGAAGGACGUCGUGCCGAAACUGCUGUUCUCUGGGUUUUCCAGCGCCGAUCCUCCCUCGUCGGUCAGGAGCAAGAAGCAGGUCGUGUGCCGGAUGCUGGUGACAACCUGCCAUGGGCGUCCGCGGAUGACUCGCUGGUCCGAAGAAGCGCAGGCGGCCGUCAAGGCUGCUUACGAGAAGCUCUGGGCGGCGGGGGUCCUGCACAAGGCCGUCGCGGACCGCAAUAUCUUGUUCAAGGACAACGUCGGAAGCGAUGAGGACGUGGAGGUGAACAAUGUCCGGCUGUGCGACUUCGAAGAUGCACUGCUCAAGCAUGACUUGAAGCCCGAGAAGUGGGCGAACGCCUUGGAGGAGGAGAGGAAGGCUCUCGAGAGCCUUUGUGAGAGGAUGGGUAAGGCCCCACUGCCGGAGAAGAAGAAGAAACUCUUCUGGACGGCGGAGGACAUACGGAAUGCCAAAGCUGAAGGGCGCAACCCAUUCGAGUGAUCGUGGCCGCCGG